This is a messenger RNA of Cottoperca gobio, 5088 nucleotides long. Its product is annotated as T-lymphoma invasion and metastasis-inducing protein 2-like. Gene Ontology annotation, molecular function: protein binding; guanyl-nucleotide exchange factor activity. Lineage: Eukaryota; Metazoa; Chordata; Actinopteri; Perciformes; Bovichtidae. The transcript is spliced from 23 exons. Gene Ontology annotation, biological process: activation of GTPase activity; small GTPase-mediated signal transduction. The record is from RefSeq and is a predicted model, not a curated record. The coding region runs from base 57 to 4547 and encodes 1496 amino acids.
GGAGGAGCAUGAAGGAGCUGCUCAGUUUCUGAGGACAGAAACACAAACCGGUUGCGAUGGGAAACACGGACAGUCAGAGCGGCUUCGUCCCUCCGGCAAAGUCGUCCUCCUCGCUCAGGUUCUCCUCUAGAAGGGAGGAGGUGCCGUCGGCUCGCAGCUGGUGGAGGAGCAGUCAGGGAGGCAGCAGGAGCCGGGGGAGGACGUAUAUGAACCAGCAUGCCGCCGGCCCGCCGUACACCUCCUGGCAUUAUGAACACGCAACCAGAGGAGGCUCCAAACUGGGAGCCGGCUCUCCUCAGAGGUUUAUCAGAGGGAACCAGUUCGGUUACUUGGAUAACGGAGGGGGGAGUAACGGCGGGUGUGGUGAGCGGACGUCCCUGGAGAGCGGUGGCGGUGGUGGCAGCCCCAAGGUGCUGCUCAGCAAAGAUGGCAGCAUGAGGGUGGAGUUCACCAACACCAGGGGAGUCCCCAUGGAGCCCCAGGGGCUCACCACCACCGCUGCCCCCCCAGUUGCAGAACCCUCCCUCCGCACAAGUAAAGGCAGCUCGCUCAGCUCCGACGGCUCCUGGUACGACUCGCCGUGGGGGGCCGGCGGUGAGCUGGUGGACAACGUGUUUGUCUGCGGGCCGAGUGUAGCUAACAGCAGUGGGUACACCACCUACUCUUCCUCCCGCACAGAGGAGACGGCCACCGACAGCAGCGGCUACAACACCGUCUUCUCAGCGCAGGUGGAUAUCUCACCGGGAUUUAACUCCAACCUCCUCUUCCCCGCCGCGCAGACCGUCAAGUUCACCGCCGCCGCCGGUUACAACACCUGCUCCUCCGGGCGAACGGAAGACAGCGGCAUCGGAGACUCGCUGAUCCUGCAGGCCGACAUGAGAGACUUCAGCCUGGCUUCACCUUCCUCCACCUCCCUGGACAGCGUUUACCACAACGCGCUGCCCGCCUUCCUCACCACACCGGACGCCUCCCUGCAGCGGAGGACCGCCUCCUCCUCGUCCUCGGCGCUGAUGCUGGAUGAUGUCAUCCAGGAGGAGGAGGGGUCAGGAGGAGGUGUGGAGCAGCGUUACUCCUCCAUGACGCUUCCCUGUCGCAGGGCCGAGGCCGCAGCCCCCCCCUCCACCUCCUCCGGGAACAGCCGCAAAGACUUCCUGAAGAGCCGAAUUCGACGACUCAGCGACUGGACAGGAAGUCUGAGCAGGAAGAAGAGGAGGAUCCAGGAGCCGUACGGCAGCGACACCAGUGAAGUUUUCAUCGACGGGUCGGACUCGUGGCGUGUUGGCUGCGGCACACUGUGGUCCUCCAACCCUCUGCAAACUCAGAACCAGAACCAGUUCCCAGCGGUCCACUGUGGCUCUUCCAGGAGCCUGAACCAGAACCAGAGCGGCGAUGUCCAGCGGCAGAACGUCUACGAGAACUUCAUGCAGGAGUUGGAGACGGGCUGCAGCAGCGUGGCGGACCGCACCGAGCCGUCGGAGGAGGAAGAGGAGGAAGAGGAGGAUGAAGAGGAGGAGGAGGAGGAGGAUGGAGAUGGGGAAGAGGAGGGGGGGGGAGGCGAGCAGCUGGACGUCCUGUUUGACAAGGAGCAGGGCGCGGUGCGACGGGCCGGAUGGCUCUCCUUCAAAGCUCUCAUCACAGUCAGCAAGGACAGGAAGCUGGAGCUGGUGGCUCGCCGCAAGUGGAGACACUACUGGGUCACACUCAAAGGUUGCUCUCUGCUGUUUUAUGAGACUUACGGGAAAAGCGUGAGCGCUGAGCAGGAGCUUUCUCCUCGCUACGCUCUGCUGGCCGACGACAGCAUCGUGCAGGCCGUCCCCGAACAUCCCAAGAAGGAACACGUCUUCUGUCUGAGCAACUCACACGGAGACGUCUACCUGUUCCAGGCCACCAACCAGACCGACCUGGAGAACUGGGUGACGGCGAUCCACUCUGCGAGCGCCUCGCUGCUGGCCAAGCGUCAGGGGAAGGAGGACACGCUGCGCCUGCUGCGCUGCGAGAGCCGCUCGCUGCUGCACAAGAUCGACAUGGACGGGAAGAUGAAGAAGAUGGCGGAGCUGCAGCUGUCCGUCAUCAAGGAGCAGAAGAACAGGAAGGCCGUGGAGAGCCAGAUCCAGCAGUGGGAGCAGAACCUGGAGAAGCUGAACCUGGAUCUGUUCCGGCUGCGCUGCUAUCUGUCCAGCCUGCAGGGCAGCGAGCUGCCCAACCCCAAGAGCCUCCUCGCUGUGGCCGGCCGGCCCUCCAAGAGCAUGCUGGGACGCCUGGGAGUCUUCUCCGUGUCCUCCUUCCAUGCUCUGGUGUGCAGCAGAGACAAGGGGACGCUGAGGCGGCGCUAUCGCUCCGUGUCCGGAGGAGGUGGCAGGAGGAGGGGGGGGCUGCCGUCCUCUCUGAAGGAGCUGGACGCACUGAAGACGCGCAUCAGGGACGGCAGACACACGGCCCAGAGAGAGGCGGCGCCCCCUGCAGGACGUCCUGCAGCUCUACAGCCGUCAGAAGCUUUUACUCUGAACGUCCGUCGACUCGACGCUGCCAAAGACUUUGGUUUUGCAGUGACGGGUCACGUGGACGGAGCGGGCGAAAGUCACGUCUACGUCAGCGAGGUCGACCCGCUGGGCCCGUCGGCCGCAGGAGGCCUCAGGGCGGGAGAUGAGGUCCUGGCUGUGAACGGGGCUGUGGUGUCGGCUCUGGACCUGGACCUGAUGCAGAGUCUCUUCAGCCCCCAGAAGCUGCAGCUACUGCUCAGGAGGGACGAGGAGCCCGCGGAGCCCCCGGCCCCCCCCGCCCCCCCGUACCUGCUCCCCUGGACCAACACCGCUUCUGCAGACGGUGUCCUGCUUCCUGUUUGUGACGGCGAGCUGCAGAGACAGAACGUGGAGCGGGUUCACGCUCUCUAUCAAACCUUCCCAGAAUGCCGAGCGGCAGAGACUGAUGUUCCCAGGAACCCGUACAGCCGGGAGGCCGGCCUGCAGCCCCCGAGCCCCGCCCACCUCAGUGUGUGUCAGCGUCUGCGGAAAGUCAUCCAGGAGCUGGUGGACACCGAGAAGUCCUACGUCAAGGACCUGGUGUGUCUGUUCGAGCUGUACCUGACGCCGCUGCAGAAGGAGCCCUUCCUCAGUAAAGCAGAGAUGGAGGCGUUGUUCGGCAGCCUGCCGGAGAUGUUGGACUUUCAGAAGGUUUUCCUUCAGACGCUGGAGCAGAGGAUCGCUUCCUGUCCCAACUUCAGCAGCCUAGAGACACCGGGGCAGUUCAAGAAACUCCUGUUUUCGUUGGGAGGGUCUUUCCUGUACUACGCCGAUCACUUCAAGCACUACAGCGGCUUCUGUGCCAAUCACAUCAAAGUCCAGAAGGUCCUGGAGAGAGCGAAGACGGACGGAGCCUUCAAACACUUCCUGGAGGCGAGGAAUCCGACCAAUCAGCACUCGUCGUCUCUGGAGUCGUACCUGAUCAAACCUGUGCAGAGAGUCCUGAAGUAUCCACUGCUGCUGAGAGAGCUGGUGUCUCUGACCGACCCCGAGAGCCCCGAACACACACACCUGACAGAGGCGCUGAGAGCGAUGGAGAAGGUGGCGACUCACAUCAAUGAGAUGCAGAAGAUCUAUGAGGACUACGGCUGCGUGUUCGACCAGCUGGCUGCAGAGCACAGCGCUCCUGACAAACAGGUGACGGAGAUCUCGAUGGGGGAGUUUCUGAUCCACUCGUCGGUGGUGUGGUUGAACCCGCUGCCCUGCCUGGGACGCCUGAGGAAGGAGCCCGAGCUCACGCUGUUUGUGUUCAAGCGAGCCGUCAUCCUGGUUUACCGUGAGAACAUCAAGCUGAAGAAGAGGAUGACGGUGUCUCGCUCAGCUGAUCUGGACCCCUUCAGGUUCCGCUGGUUAAUCCCAGUUUCAGCGGUUCAGGUCAGACCGGCCAACAUCACAGGCUCGGAGAACGAGUGUGUGUGGGAGCUGGUCCACAGCCGGUCGGAGGUGGAGGGCCGACCGGAGACCGUGUUUCAGCUCUGCAGCAGUGGUCUGGAGACGAAGGCCAGCGUACUGCGAGCUUUGCGCUCCCUCCUCAGAGACCGAGCGCCCGCCGGCUCCCUGAGGAGGACCCGGCUGUCGACGGAGAGGAGCAGCUCCUGGAGGAGGAGGCAGCAGCGGUGUCGCUCCGACAGCCAGAGGACCGUGGAGGAGAGCCGCAGGGCCGGCAUCGGCUCCAUCCUGGGAGAAACCUGCUCGGAGCCCCUGCUGCCCCGCCGCGCCGCCUGCGACCCCACCGGGAAGAGAACCAGACUCUGCUCCCUGACCAGCGAGCUGGAGGCCCAGCUGCAGAGGCUGAACUUCACCGAGGAGGAGGCGGAGCGAGGAGCGGCGUCUCAGAGCGGCGACCGGAGGCACGUGGAGAAGAGGCGGAGCUCCAGUCUGCGACGGACCGCUGCAGGGGAAGCACCGGACAUCCUGCUGGAGAGAGACUUCAGCGUGCAGAGCAUGACCUCCAUGAUCAACGAGGACUGUUUCUACGACAGCGUGCUCGGGACACAUCCGGCUGCUGUGCCCACGCUGCAGGGCUGACACGCUGCAGGGCUGACACGCUGCAGGGCUGACACGCUGCAGGGCUGACACGCUGCAGGGCUGACACGCCAGCCCGCACGACAAACUCCGGUUACACAACACACCUUAAGUUUUCUCCUUCAGUUUGACACUUACUGCUGUCGCUCACACGGGUCUUCAAAUGUCUGAAAAUACACAAAAAAAACUAUUUAACGCACAAAGCAUGGAAGACAGAACCUCGAGGACUCACCUGAGCUUACAUACCUGCUGAUCAUUAUUUAAUAUCUUCUGUCAGUUUGUCUGUCAGGUUUUUACUUUCUUCACUUUGAGGGAUUCUGUAAUUGAAGAACACCUUAAACAACAAGUGAACAAGUGAAGGGAACUGUAAGGAGAACAUUUAAAGGUGCAACAGAUCUUAAGGUUUUAAAUUCUCACAUCACGAGGAUCUCAUUGAGCAACAUGUGGGAAAUAAAACCUGAGAACCAGCGGAGAAGUUUCAUCAAACUGAAUCUGAUCCUCCCCGUCUGAAGUCAUGAAGUUAUGAACUCAUGAAGUUAUGAAG